Drosophila busckii is the source of this 679-nucleotide messenger RNA. Its product is annotated as C-type lectin 37Da. Lineage: Eukaryota; Metazoa; Arthropoda; Insecta; Diptera; Drosophilidae. The transcript is spliced from 2 exons. Gene Ontology annotation, biological process: biological process involved in interspecies interaction between organisms. Bases 2 to 544 code for a protein of 180 amino acids. Gene Ontology annotation, molecular function: carbohydrate binding. The record is from RefSeq and is a predicted model, not a curated record. Gene Ontology annotation, cellular component: external side of plasma membrane.
AAUGCUCGGACACUACAUUUGGACUCUUGCCGCUUUGCUGGCCACAAGUGCCGCCUUUAAACUGGAACCGCUUAUAAGCGCAGGAGCACCAGCAAUCUCUAAUCUAACCACUGCACCAUUUGUUAAGAUCGCCAAUGGUUACUAUUACUUCGAUUUGGGCGAGAAGAAGAACUGGUUUGAGGCCUACCAAGCCUGUCGCCGCAUGGAUGCAGAAUUACUUACGUUCGAGACUUUAGAGGAAUGGCAAACCAUCAGCGAAUAUGUGUUUGAGCAGAAUAUAAAACGUUUGUAUUGGACUUCAGGCACGGAUCAGGGUCGUGAGGGUGUAUACACUUGGUUUUCCAAUGGUCAAGCCUUGAUUGGCGGCAUGUGGGGCAAUGCGCAGCCUGAUAAUGCCGGCAAUACCGAGAAUUGUAUUGAAUAUGGUUGGAUUAUGGGUAAAUCCGGUAUUGGACUCAAUGAUCGUCCAUGUGGUAACAAUUAUCAAACCAAUUUUAUUUGCGAAGCAGCUAAGCCUAAAACAGCUUCGUUCGUAAUUUGGUAGAAUUGACGGCUAUCAACAUUAAGUGAUUUAGAAAAGCACAUAAGUAAUAUUUGCAGAUGCAUAUAAGCAAUAAAAACUUUUUGUUUUGUUAUACUUUGCACAUGGCUUUUAUUAUAAAAGCCACAAUUAUUUAUA